UAGAUGUUACAAUGUAGAUGUUUGUAUCAGCUUAUGGCGGGUUUAUACACUUGAGUUUUCAGCAAUCAAGCAAGCUUUGUCUCAAAACUUCUCAGAUUCUCAGCAACUAAGAACCGUAUUUAAAGAACUUUGGAUUCCAAAUCUAGGCGGCGGCACUGGGAAUUCGCUGUAUUUCACCGAUUCUAUGCCUCUGGCAGGCUUUUGCUGUGCGUUGUCAAUCUGUGACAGCCUGCCACCCUUCAAGCAGUCGCUUGCCAUGCCGCUCUUCAACAAGAAGUUCGAGUCGAAGCCGAUUCCAGUGCGCCAGGGACGUUGCAAUAUAGGACAUCCGGUGGCCACCGAGGAUCUGGAUGACUACCGCCAGAUUUCCCUGACACUGGGCAACAAGGAGCUGCGCUUUGCGGACGGCAUCUGGAUGCAUUCGAGCCGGAAGGGCGACGUGGAUGACAUGCUACGGCUGAACAAGAAGUUUCGUGCCCUCGAGGAGGAGAACAAUAUGUGCAACCUCAAGAUCGAGGUGAUGCUCGAUCUGCUGGCCGAGCAUGCCACGGAACUAAGUGAGCUGAAGCCAAAGGAAAAGUGAUGAUAACUAUUAAAAAAUUAAUCUGAAAAAUACUGCAUAUUUUUUUAUUUUAAAGUCAAAACCCAACACGCUUCAAAAACAUGUUUUGACUGCCACUAAUAAAAUGCUGAAAUCUUAAAAA
Messenger RNA from Drosophila erecta, 704 nucleotides. It is a transcript of the gene Cby, whose product is annotated as protein chibby homolog 1. Bases 185 to 583 code for a protein of 132 amino acids. Lineage: Eukaryota; Metazoa; Arthropoda; Insecta; Diptera; Drosophilidae. The record is from RefSeq and is a predicted model, not a curated record. The transcript is spliced from 2 exons.